Messenger RNA from Penicillium oxalicum, 1122 nucleotides. Its product is annotated as protein-histidine N-methyltransferase. Gene Ontology annotation, biological process: peptidyl-histidine methylation, to form tele-methylhistidine. The record is from RefSeq and is a predicted model, not a curated record. The transcript has 3 exons. Lineage: Eukaryota; Fungi; Ascomycota; Eurotiomycetes; Eurotiales; Aspergillaceae. Gene Ontology annotation, molecular function: protein-L-histidine N-tele-methyltransferase activity. The coding region runs from base 1 to 1122 and encodes 373 amino acids.
AUGGCUUUCAGCUUCGGCUUUUCUGGGGAUGACAUUGACAUGGAUGAUUCCGAGGUCAAUGAUGGUGUGCCGGAGAUAGUGCCUUCAAGGGGUACUACAAAUUCGCUUCCCGAGCUGGUGAAGGCCUGCAGGCAUGACAUCGACGAGUGGCUCUCAAUACUUCCAUCACAAAUUUAUUACAAUCGGCUUCCAAUUGGCAAUCCGCCCAUUGUCAUUGCGCGUCGCGAGAUCUUCGACAUUCGCACUCAAUUAAUGGCUGAAGACAAUGAGAAGUACGACAAUGCCGAACUGAUCGCCGGUCUCGAAGAAGGUGACCUGAAGCCACAAUUUUACGAAGGCGGCUUCAAAACGUGGGAAUGUGCCCUCGACCUUGCCAAAUUGGUCAGCGAAGAUAACGAGAUGAUUGAAUCACUUAAUGAUUCCCAAACGACAGUUCAUCUUAUCGAGCUCGGCGCGGGUACUGCAGUACCCUCGUUGACACUUUUUGCCCAUAUCCUGGCGCAAACAAGCCCAACUGAGAACAUCGCCACAGUUCGGCCCAAGGCGCACUUCACCUUUGCAGAUUACAACGAUGCAGUGCUUCGCCUUGUCACGCUUCCCAAUCUGAUCUUAACGUGGCAGAACAGCCGCCAGCAGAUUCUGGUAGAGGAGAAUCCGGCGCAGACCUCUUCCCGCUCGGAGCAAGACGAGGAAUUGGAUAUCACGCCCGAGCUUGUGGCCGAGUUCAGGAACGAUCUUGCUCAGCGCGGCAUUACCAUUGAUCUCAUCUCCGGUGCCUGGUCCCCUGAAUUUGUCGACUUGGUGUUUUCUCAACCUGGUCUUGGGAAUUGUAAGACGUUGGUACUUGCCAGCGAAACAAUCUAUUCACCGGCAACAUUGCUGCCAUUUUCGGAGACUCUUGUGGCGUUGCUGCGCCGCUCGGGGACGCAAGCGAAUAGAACCCGUGCUUUGAUUGCGGCCAAAAAAGUCUACUUUGGAGUCGGGGGAGGCGUUGACGAAUUCCUUGCAGUACUCAAGAGCGUGUGUGGGGAUGAAUUGCAUGUCGAGCAAAGAUUGGACGUGCAAUCAGAGGGUGUUGGCCGAGUGGUGCUAGAAGUCGAGCCUUGUUCCAACGGUGUAUGA